CCAAAGCUGACAGAUAUCGCCCUCUUCAUUCACGUUACAAAACUAUUUAGUUUUUUCUUGGAACAUAUUUUGUAAUUUAAAUCUACACGGAACACUUAAAUUUGAUCUCCUAUUUUUUUAUAACUAAAUGCUUUUAAUUAACUAAUUGAAUAAUAUUUAACUUUGUGAAAUCAUCUGGACUCCAAGUUGAUUGUUAAACCUUUGCCAUCUACUUUUGUUAUUGUUGUUACCUUGUUCUUAUUCUAUUUUUAUUGAUAUUCUUUGGAUUCAAACAAUUUUAACAAAUUAUGGUAUUAACUCAAGCUGAAUGGUAUUGGGGUGAUAUUACACGAGAAGAAGUUAAUGAAAAAUUAAAGAAUACUGUUGAUGGUAGUUUUCUUGUUCGUGAUGCUUCCGUUAAAGGUUCAGGUGAAUACACUUUAACACUUCGAAAGGGAGGAAGUAACAAAUUGAUAAAGAUUAUCUAUCGAAACGGUAAAUAUGGUUUUACUGAGCCAUGUUCAUUCGAUUCAGUUGUUGAUCUCAUUUCUUACUAUCGAAACCAUUCAUUGGCUCAAUAUCACCCUUCAUUGGAUAUACAGUUGCUCUAUCCUGUUUCCCGAUUUGAUAAAAGUGAAGUCUGUGAAGAGUCAGAAUCAGAGGAUAUUAAUGCUUUAUCGGAAAAAUUGAUCAAAAUAAAUAAACAGUGUCUCAUUAUUGCCAAUUCUUAUGAUAAAUACCACGACCAGUACAACAAAAUUUUACACGACAUUGGUAUGUACAAACAAGCCUUUGAAUCAAUUAAUGAAACAAUCGCUAUUCUGGAAGCUCAUAUCAAAUUGAAUGAAACACUAAAGAAAGAAGCGCUUUCACAUGAAAUCAAAGCAAUGGAAGAUCAUUGUAGGAUUUUGACUAAACGUAGAGAUGAAAUGGUCUGUAAAAGAGGUGACAUUGAGUGCAAGUUAAAGACGGCAACCAAUUUAAGUCGCUCAUUGGAUCGAGAAAUGAAUGGACUCAAGCCACAAGUUACCCAACUUCAUCGUCAACGUGAUAUACUGCAAACAAUGUUGACCAACAAAAGUGUUUCAAAAGAGGUCAUUGAAAAUAUUUUGCAAUUAAGCCUCGAUGAAGCUGAUGUCAUCAACACUGGUAUCACUGCAGGUGAACUUUGUGCCUCAAUGAAUUCAAUAGCCAACAGUACAUCCAGUGAAACAUCUUACGAUGACAUUGGAUCACCUUUAACCUCUACUCUUUCAUCACCCAUUUCCUCUUCAACUGUUACUUCAUCUGACGCAUGUAAUUAUGUUGUCAUAAAAAAUUUGAAAACAUUACCAAAAAAAGAAUCAUUACCCCAUGAAAAUGAGCGUAACUGGUUAAUUGAGGAUUGUGACCGUCACGAAGCAACCAAAAUGCUAGCUAAUAAGCCAAGUGGUACUUUCUUAAUCCGUAAGCGUCGUCAAAGUGGACAAUACGCAUUAUCAAUAGUUGUUGACAAGAUUUAUCAUUGUUUGAUCAACAAAACUGAACGAGGAUUUGGGUUUGCUGAACCCUACAACAUUCAUCCAACUCUUAAAAGCCUUGUUCUUCACUAUCAGCAAACCUCUCUGGAAGAGCACAAUGACAUGCUCCACACGACUUUAGCCUAUCCGGUAUUCAGUGAUCAAUCUAAUAUUACAGACUCAUAGUAAUAAAUUAAUUAAAUUUAAAAAACCUACUACGUUCAACUAUACAUAUUUACAGAUAUUAUAAAUAAAUAUAAAUUGCUCUGUUUUCAUCUAAA
Molecule: messenger RNA, 1759 nt
Organism: Tetranychus urticae (two-spotted spider mite)
Lineage: Eukaryota; Metazoa; Arthropoda; Arachnida; Trombidiformes; Tetranychidae
Product: phosphatidylinositol 3-kinase regulatory subunit alpha
Biological process (GO): insulin receptor signaling pathway; phosphatidylinositol phosphate biosynthetic process
Cellular component (GO): phosphatidylinositol 3-kinase complex
Molecular function (GO): 1-phosphatidylinositol-3-kinase regulator activity
Source: RefSeq, a predicted model, not a curated record